Maudiozyma saulgeensis is the source of this 1527-nucleotide messenger RNA. Lineage: Eukaryota; Fungi; Ascomycota; Saccharomycetes; Saccharomycetales; Saccharomycetaceae. The record is from the annotation of a GenBank genome assembly.
AUGAAUUGUAUAACGAGGUGUAUCCAUAAAUCGGGAAGACUUGCUCAUAGGUGUUCAAUUCGACUAUCACCUCCUUUACUAUCAAGGAGUUAUACAACAACUAAUGCUGAAAAAUUUUAUGAUAGAAAGAGACUUCCAAUCCACACAGGUCAACCUAUACAUGAAACCAGGCCAUAUUUACUGAAUCCUGGAGAACUAACUCCCGGUAUUUCCUCUUUAGAAUACUACCAAAGAAGAUUGAGCAUUGCAUCACAAAUGCAAGGCGAGUCAUGUAUGAUCAUAGCUGGUAAUGACAUUCAAUUCGCUUCAGGGGCUGUAUUCUUCCCAUUCCAACAGGAUAAUGAUCUAUUUUAUUUAACAGGUUGGAAUGAGCCAAACUCUGUGAUGAUUAUUGAGAAACAUUCAGACAAAAACGAUGACGUUACAUUCACUAUGUUUGUUCAAGAAAAGAAUGCAUUUGCGGAGCAAUGGGAAGGUUAUAGAACCGGUAUUCAAGGUGUUCAGGAUAUAUUCAAUGCAGAUCGGGCAUUUGGUGUUGGCCAGUUGAAUAAUAAAUUACCAGAUAUUUUGAGACGUGGUAAAAUGGUUUAUUUUGAUGAUAGUGGCAAAGGAACUUUAACAAAUAAUAAAAAAAGCAUUAUAAGAAUGAUUACUGAAGGAGGAUUACUAAGAACAAAGAAUUAUAAGAGCAUUUUAGCGGAUACCAGGAAAAUUAAGUCCGAUGCAGAACUUAAAAUUAUGAGAAGGGCAGGACAGAUUUCAGGGAAAUCAUACAAUCAAGCAUUUACGAAGAGGUUCCGGAAUGAAAGAACGUUAGCAUCAUUUUUGGAUCAUAAAUUUAUUUCUGGUGGUUGUGAUAAAUCUGCAUAUAUUCCUGUUGUUGCUACUGGUUCAAACGCAUUGUGCAUACAUUACACAAGAAAUGAUGAUGUCAUGUUUGACGAUGAAAUGGUUCUUGUGGAUGCUUCUGGGUCACUGGGUGGGUACUGUUCAGAUAUUUCACGUACUUGGCCAGUAUCAGGUCAAUUUUCAACAGCACAACGUGACUUAUAUCAAGCUGUGCUUAAUGUUCAAAAACAGUGUAUUGACUUAUGUAAGGUCAUCAAUAAUAUGUCACUAGAUGAUAUUCACCAAGAAAGUUUAAAGUAUAUGAGACAAGAGUUGAAAAAUCUUGGUAUUAAUGAUGUUAAAAAUUGGGAUGUAGAAAGGUUGUAUCCUCAUUAUAUUGGACAUAAUUUAGGCCUCGAUGUUCAUGAUGUACCAGAGGCAUCCCGUUAUGAGAAUUUGAAGGAUGGACAAGUGAUAACUAUAGAACCAGGUCUCUAUAUUCCGGAUUCCGAAGAAUUCCCAGAAUAUUUUAGAAACGUUGGUAUUAGAAUUGAAGAUGAUAUUGCUAUUGGAAAAGAUAGUUACACGAAUUUAACUGUUGAGGCACUAAAGGAAAUAUCUGAUUUAGAAAAUGUUAUGAGUCGUGGAAAGACUUUGAGCACAUUUGAUGAUGAUAUUAUUAGUCCUUUGGAAGGAUAA